This is a messenger RNA of Papaver somniferum (opium poppy), 961 nucleotides long. Its product is annotated as arginine--tRNA ligase, chloroplastic/mitochondrial-like. Gene Ontology annotation, molecular function: arginine-tRNA ligase activity; ATP binding. The record is from RefSeq and is a predicted model, not a curated record. Lineage: Eukaryota; Viridiplantae; Streptophyta; Magnoliopsida; Ranunculales; Papaveraceae. The coding region runs from base 73 to 810 and encodes 245 amino acids. The transcript is spliced from 4 exons. Gene Ontology annotation, biological process: arginyl-tRNA aminoacylation.
GAGCAUGUCCAGGCAACUUUGUCUGAUUUGAUUGAGAAAGGGUUGGUGAGGGAUGUGGAGAAUAUCGGUCAGAUGAUGCAAAUAGGUGAAACCCAGUUGCCUCUUGUGGAUAAGGAUGGCGGAUACAGACAGACUGCAACGCAUCUAACUUAUAUUCGGAAACGACUGGUCGAUGAGGAGAUCGGAUGGUUGAUAUUUGUUGUUGAUUCACAUCAGAAAGCCUCUUUUGAUAAAUACGUUGAGGCUGCAAAAGCAGCAAAGUGGCUUCCUGCUGAUGAUGGGAAGCCAAUCCCCAAAAUGAGUUUUCUGGGUUUGGUUGCUGAUCCAUCAUCAGUCGUUAUUUCCAGCUUAAUCUCUGGCGUCAUGAUAAGCUUUGAAGAAGUGCUUCUUCAAAGAGGUUACCAGAAAGGUCUUGAACUUGGAACACUGGCUGAGCAACUUGCACUCGGAGGAAUCAAGUAUGCUGUCUUGAAGAACAUUGGGAGGGGUAAGAGCAACAACUGCAAAAUCAACAAAGAUGUGCUUCUCUCGUCCAAUGGGAACAAUGCAUUUCGCCUGCAACUUUUCUACAGCGCCAUUUGUCGAUUCAUUGAAAGUGCUGCAAUAGAUAUUCAAGCCGUCAACAGAAGUAAGGUGGUUCAGCUCCUGCCUCAGGAGGCAUCUGAUCUCGCUGUGCAUUUGCAAAGCUUUCCGGCGGUUGUGAAGCAAGUGUGUAUGGAGCUAUCCCCUGCAAUCCUGUGCGACUUUCUUCUCAAGGUUGCUGUACUCUAUGAAGAAUUUAGCAGUGUGUCUCACGUAAGUUAUACUUGACCUUUAACGGUUCUGUUUCUGGUUUAAGCUAAUGUUGUAGGAUUAAAUAAUGAACCAUGUCGCCUUUAGCAAUGUGUCACAUGAGUUCUGUGCUUGUACCCCCUAAUAACGAUUUCCAGUUACAGGUGGAUAUUUUCAGAGACUUUGACAA